AAAGAGGGAGGGAGGUAGAGAGAGAAAUAGCGUGUGAGAGAGAGACAGAGAAGAAGAGAGGGAGAAAGAGGGACACGAGACAGAGAUCAGACAGUGAGGCGGACUUUUCCAGGGAGCUUAGGUCCUGGCAGUGGAAGGAUUACAAAUACAGAGCUGAUCAGUAUUGGACCUUGACAAGCCUAGUACAGCUGCCCGCAUGGGACACAGGACUACAACCAGAACAACAACCUAACCCCCCCGUUCUAUAAUGGGUUAUUAUCGGAGCACUCCCCCAUGUUCAUGUAACUGUACUGCGUUUGAAUGAGCCUGUUGAUGGAUUGUUGGGCUCUGGAUCUCUGGAGUGACAUGUUGGGAGCGAGGAUCUUGUUGUGCUUCCAUAACCUGAAGGAGAAGUGAAUGACAAGACCCUUUGUGACUGAGUUGGACUUUUCAGUUAAAACACAAGGGUAAUGUUAUAUCUGGCCACCGUCAAUCUCGAUAUGUGAUUAUUGAUACAAGCAUCUGUAAGAAACUAGACAGAUCACUUUCUUCAACAUUAAAUUAUUACCGUUAGAGAAGCAAAGAAGUUACAAGAUUUUAUGUUAUUUGAGAAUCCAAAAUUGCUAAACUGUUGACAGGGAAGAUGAAAUCAGCACUACUCAGGGCUCUGACUGCGUUGUAAGUUGAACACCAUUGUGGCCGACUGUAACCUGAUCUCCAACACACUGCAGUAAUUACAAGGUGCAUGCAGGGAAACAUAGAGAGAGAUUUGUAAUUAGACCGGUCUAUAAAAAGAGCCAGGCAAAGGGCGAGGUCCCCACACAGAGAGAGAGAAAGGGGGAGAGUCAGGCCAAGGACACCCAACUUGAAGGGAGGGAGGGGGGCUGUCUGGAGGCAUAGGAAGGAGGCUGCCUGGGGGCAUAGGAAGGAGACCAACUGGAGGCAUAGGAAGGAGGCCAACUGGAGGCAUAGGAAGGAGACCAACUGGAGGCAUAUGAAGGAGACCAACUGGAGGCAUAGGAAGGAGACCAACUAGAAUCAUAGGAAGGAGGCCAACUGGAGGCAUAGGAAGGAGACCAACUGGAGGCAUAGGAAGGAGACCAACUGGAGGCAUAGGAAGGAGACCAACUGGAGGCAUAGGAAGGACACCAACUGGAGGCUUAGGAAGGAGGCUGUCUGGAGGCAUAGGAAGGAGGCUGCCUGGAGGCAUAGGAAGGAGACCAACUAGAAUCAUAGGAAGGAGGCUGCCUGGAGGCAUAGGAAGGAGACCAACUGGAAUCAUAGGAAGGAGACCAACUGGAGGCAUAGGAAGGAGACCAACUGGAGGCAUAGGAAGGAGACUGCCUGAGGGCAAAGGAAAGAGGCUGCCUGGGGGCAUUGUUGAGUGUAAGUGACACCCAGACGCCCAAGGGCAACGACACCUAACCUGAAGGGAAGGAGGCUGCCUGGAGUCACCAUUGGGAAGAAGAUACACCCAGACAGCUUUUGGCAAUUAGGGGACAGGAGGUGUGACCAUGGACCCCCAAGGCGGACACUACCUGAACAAGGCGGCGGUGCUGUCUCCUCUAGGAGCGGCCCGUAUGCUCCAGCUCCUCCUGGGCUGCACCAUCAUAGCCCUGGUGGCCCACAGCGCCGGAUACAACCACGCCUAUGGUAUCUACUGCAUGUUUGUGUGGUGCUUCUGCUUCGCCAUGACCCUGCUGGUGUUCACCAUGGAUGUGACACGCCUCCCCUGCUGCAUGCCCAUUUCCUGGGACAACCUCACUGUGGCGUUCGCCAUGCUCGCCACACUCAUGUAUGUCGCCGCCUCCGUCGUCUACCCCGUCUACUUCCUGCGCUCUCAGUGCUCCAAGUCGGACGGGGGCUGCGAGGUGCGCAACUACCGCAUCGCUGUCACCGUGUGCUCCAGUUUCUGCUGCUUCGCCUACGCGGCUGAGGUGUUCCUGACCCGGGCCAAACCCGGCCAUGUGGUGGGCUACAUGGCCACCAUGUCAGGCCUGCUCAAGGUGGUCCAGGCCUUCGUGGCCUGCAUUAUAUUCGGGGCCCUGGCCAACGGCAGCGAGUACAACCGCCACAUCCCCACUCAUUACUGCGUGGUGGUCUACAGCCUGUGCUUCUCCAUCACCGUGGUCGUGAUCGCUGUGACCGUGUCGGGAAAAGCCUCGGCUCUGCCCCUGCGUUUCCCCUUCGACCGCUUCGUGAUCAUCUACACGUUCCUGGCGACGCUGCUGUACCUGAGCGCCGCCCUGGUGUGGCCCAUCUUUAGCUUCGACAGGAAGUAUGGCACGCCGGGUCGCCCCAACGGCUGUCCCUGGGAGAACUGUCCCUGGGACAGCAAGCUGGUGGUGGCGGUGUUCACGCAUGUCAACAUGGUGCUGUACUUCAGCGACCUAAUCUACUCCCAGAGGAUCCGCUUUGUCUCCCACUCUGCUGCUUGAGGACCCCUCCACCCUGCACUCUGCUGCCUGAGGACCCCUCCACCCUGCACUCUGCUGCCUGAGGACCCCUCAACCCUGCACUCUGCUGCCUGAGGACCCCUCCACCCUCCUCACUCCACUCCGCUGCUUGAGGACCCCUCCACCCUCCACUCUGCUGCCUGAGGACCCCUCCACCCUCCUCACUCCACGCUGAUGCCUGAGGACCCCUCCUCACUCCUGGGGACCCCUCUAUCCUCCUCAGUCCUGGGGACCCCUCUACCCUCCUCAGUCCUGGGGACCCCUCUACCCUCCUCACUCCUGGGGUGAAUCUCAAAAGUUUUUUCCUCAAUUCCUCAUUGGACACGGCGUACGAGGUAAGGGAGGAGAGCAUUGGAGAAGACAAGAGGCGAUACGACUUCUGCCUCGCUCUGACGUUGUGAGGAGGCGUGGAGAGGGGAUACGAGGAAUAGAGACUUUUGAGUUGCACCCCUGGCCCUCAGAGACAGACAGAGACCACACUGGAAAUGACACACAGCAUCUUCACUCAAGUGCCUCUGAAUGCCCCAUGCCUACUACAGAUUACAUAUCGCCUCAAUGAUGUUAUGGCUUUGUGCCUUGAUGUGUCUUUCUUAACAUCAUUGUUAUGUCUUUCUUAACAUCAGUGUUGUGUCUUUCUUAACAUCAGUGUUGUGUCUUUCUUAACAUCAGUGUUAUGUCUUUCUUAACAUCAGUGUUGUGUCUUUCUUAACAUCAGUGUUAUGUCUUUCUUAACAUCAGUGUUGUGUCUUUCUGAACAUCAGUGUUGUCAUUCUUAACAUCAGUGGUAUGUCUUUCUUAACAUCAGUGUUGUGUCUUAACAUCAGUGUUGUCUUUCUGAACAUCAGUGUUGUGUCUUAACAUCAGUGUUGUCUUUCUUAAUAUCAGUGUUAUGUCUUUCUGAACAUCAGUGUUAUGUCUUUCUUAACAUCAGUGUUGUCUUUCUUAAUAUCAGUGUUAUGUCUUUCUUAACAUCAGUGUUAUGUCUUUCUUAACAUCAGUGUUAUGUCUUUCUUAACAUCAGUGUUGUCUUUCUUAAUAUCAGUGUUAUGUCUUUCUUAACAUCAGUGCUGUGUCUUAACAUCAGUGUUGUCUUUCUGAACAUCAGUGCUGUGUCUUAACAUCAGUGUUGUGUCUUAACAUCAGUGUUGCCUUUCUGAACAUCAGUAUUGUGUCUUAACAUCAGUGUUGUGUCUUAACAUCAGUGUUGCCUUUCUGAACAUCAGUGAUGUGUCUUAACAUCAGUGUUGUGUCUUUCUUAACAUCAGUAUUGUGUCUUAACAUCAGUGUUGUCUUUCUUAACAUCAGUGUUGUGUCUUAACAUCAGUGUUGCCUUUCUGAACAUCAGUGUUGUGUCUUAACAUCAGUGUUGUCUUUCUUAAUAUCAGUGUUAUGUCUUUCUGAACAUCAGUGCUGUGUCUUAACAUCAGUGUUGUCUUUCUUAACAUCAGUGUUAUGUCUUUCUUAACAUCAGUGUUAUGUCUUUCUUAACAUCAGUGUUGUCUUUCUUAAUAUCAGUGUUAUGUCUUUCUUAACAUAAGUGCUGUGUCUUAACAUCAGUGUUGUCUUUCUGAACAUCAGUGCUGUGUCUUAACAUCAGUGUUGUGUCUUAACAUCAGUGUUGUGUCUUAACAUCAGUGUUGCCUUUCUGAACAUCAGUGCUGUGUCUUAACAUCAGUGUUGUGUCUUUCUUAACAUCAGUAUUGUGUCUUAACAUCAGUGUUGUCUUUCUUAACAUCAGUGUUGUGUCUUAACAUCAGUGUUGCCUUUCUGAACAUCAGUGCUGUGUCUUAACAUCAGUGUUGUGUCUUUCUUAACAUCAGUAUUGUGUCUUAACAUCAGUGUUGUCUUUCUUAACAUCAGUGCUGUGUCUUAACAUCAGUGUUGUCUUUCUUAACAUCAGUGCUGUGUCUUAACAUCAGUGUUGUCUUUCUUAACAUCAGUGUUGCCUUUCUGAACAUCAGUGCUGUGUCUUUCUUAACAUCAGUGUUAUAUUUCUUAACAUCAGUGUUACAUCUUAACAUUAGUGUUGUGUCUUAACAUUAGGGUUAUGUCUUAACAUCAGUGUUGUGUCUUAACAUCAGUGUAUUUCUUAACACUAUUAUCAGUAGUAUCAGUAUUAUAAUCUCUAAGAGAAACCUGAGACAAGGGCCAGCACUGUUGUAGGCACUCUGUCUAAUGGUGCAGUACAUUGGUUUAAUUCAGAGCUUUGAACGUGUUGGGCGACAUUUUCGUAGUGCAAAAGGGAUGUGCUAAAUGCGAAAGAACUCUGUAAACCUCAUAAUCUGGCAGUGUGAUUUAAACUGAAACUUUUCCUCUACAAUUUGUGUUAUAAAGAAGCUAUUAUUUAAAAGGUUUAGUAAACCGAGCAAUCAAUAAAAUGUAGUCGCCUACUAAUAAUGCACAUUGCUGAAAAACAUUUUGAAGAUUAUACCGAGGUUCAUGGUCAUUUCUGUACUUUGCUUUUGUUCUAUGAACAUGUCGGCCAUUAUGUGUUGGAGGACGUCGUAAAUCAUCACUGGGUUGUUUUCAUGCCUUGAAAUAGUCUGUUUCAUUUAUUGUGUUUCAAGAAACUUUUAUCUUAACUAAGAUGUUUUUUUAAAUAAUGACAAUAAUAUAUAAAAAAAUGUAAUGUGUAGUGUGUUGAAUUGGCUUUCCAUCAUUGAGUACUUUUGGUGUUUAUACUAACACCCAACUGCAUGUUUCAACUUCAGCUCCUCUUGUUUUAGUCCAAGUUCAGUCAGUGUGUAGAUUCAUUAUGAGCUGAAUGUUCAGUGUAUCAACUGUCAAUACGAAAUUGGUAAUAUAUAGUAUGAGUGAGUGUGAGUGUGUGUGAGUGUGUAAGGGGAGGUUAUGGAAUUGACUGCAUAGAUACAGCUACCACUAUUUGAUAUGUGAUGUCUGCACUGCAAAACAUCCCUGAACACUGUAUUGUAAUGACAACCAUGCAAUGUUCUCAAUGAUUUAAACCGAUAGAAAAGUUCUGAAACUUGUGAACAUUCAAAAUGUCAUUAAAAUGAACAGAUUGUUUAGUCUGUGCACCUGUU
Messenger RNA from Oncorhynchus mykiss (rainbow trout), 5479 nucleotides. NCBI's taxonomy places the organism in Eukaryota, Metazoa, Chordata, Actinopteri, Salmoniformes, Salmonidae. The record is from RefSeq and is a predicted model, not a curated record.